CGGGGGAGAAGGAGGAGCAAACGGACUUGGGGGCGGCUGCACAGUCUCCGGGAUCCCCAGGCCUGGAGGGGGGUCUGCGAGCGGCCGGCAGGCUCUGCCCCCCGUCCGGUCCCGAGCGGGCCUCCCUCGGGCCAGCCCUAUGUGACCGGGCCCCGCUGAGCCUGAUCAAGGAACCGGUCCGUCGCGGAGCCGUAGGGCGGGAGGAACAUGACAUCGCGGAGAUGGUUUCACCCGAAUAUCACUGGCGUGGAGGCGGAAAACCUACUGUUGACAAGAGGAGUGGAUGGCAGUUUUUUGGCACGGCCCAGUAAAAGUAACCCCGGAGACUUCACACUUUCUGUCAGAAGAAAUGGAGCUGUCACCCACAUCAAGAUUCAGAACACUGGUGACUACUAUGACUUGUAUGGAGGGGAGAAGUUUGCCACUUUGGCUGAGUUGGUCCAGUAUUACAUGGAACAUCAUGGGCAAUUGAAAGAGAAGAAUGGAGAUGUUAUUGAGCUCAAAUAUCCUCUGAACUGUGCAGAUCCUACCUCUGAAAGGUGGUUUCAUGGACACCUCUCUGGGAAAGAGGCAGAGAAAUUGUUAACUGAGAAAGGAAAACAUGGUAGCUUUCUUGUACGGGAGAGCCAGAGCCACCCUGGAGAUUUUGUUCUCUCUGUCCGCACCGGAGAUGACAAAGGGGAGAGCAACGACGGCAAGUCUAAAGUGACCCACGUCAUGAUCCGCUGUCAGGAAUUGAAAUAUGACGUUGGUGGAGGAGAACGGUUUGACUCUUUGACAGAUCUCGUGGAGCAUUACAAGAAGAAUCCUAUGGUAGAAACGUUGGGCACAGUACUACAACUCAAGCAGCCCCUCAACACAACUCGUAUCAAUGCUGCUGAAAUAGAAAGUCGAGUUCGAGAACUAAGCAAAUUAGCUGAGACCACAGAUAAAGUCAAACAAGGCUUUUGGGAAGAAUUUGAGACACUACAACAACAGGAGUGCAAACUUCUCUACAGCCGAAAAGAGGGUCAGAGGCAAGAAAAUAAAAACAAAAAUAGAUAUAAAAACAUCCUGCCCUUUGACCAUACCAGGGUUGUCCUACAUGACGGUGAUCCCAAUGAGCCUGUUUCAGAUUACAUCAACGCAAAUAUUAUCAUGCCUGAAUUUGAAACCAAGUGCAACAACUCAAAGCCCAAAAAGAGUUACAUCGCCACGCAAGGCUGCCUGCAAAACACAGUGAAUGACUUUUGGCGGAUGGUGUUUCAAGAGAACUCUCGAGUGAUUGUCAUGACAACGAAAGAAGUGGAAAGAGGAAAGAGUAAAUGUGUCAAAUACUGGCCUGACGAGUACGCUCUGAAAGAAUACGGGGUCAUGCGCGUCAGGAACGUCAAAGAAAGUGCCGCUCACGAUUAUACAUUGAGAGAACUUAAACUUUCGAAGGUUGGACAAGGGAAUACGGAGAGAACGGUCUGGCAGUACCACUUUCGGACCUGGCCGGACCACGGAGUGCCCAGCGACCCGGGGGGCGUGCUGGACUUCCUGGAGGAGGUCCACCAUAAGCAGGAGAGCAUCAUGGACGCGGGGCCGGUGGUGGUUCACUGCAGUGCUGGAAUUGGCCGGACGGGGACGUUCAUUGUGAUUGAUAUUCUUAUUGACAUCAUCAGGGAGAAAGGCGUCGACUGCGACAUUGACGUUCCCAAAACCAUUCAGAUGGUGCGGUCUCAGAGGUCAGGGAUGGUCCAGACGGAAGCGCAGUACCGGUUCAUCUAUAUGGCCGUCCAGCAUUAUAUUGAAACACUACAGCGCAGGAUCGAAGAAGAGCAGAAAAGCAAGAGGAAAGGGCACGAAUACACAAAUAUUAAGUAUUCCCUAACGGACCAGGCAAGUGGAGAUCAGAGUCCCCUCCCACCUUGUACCCCAACGCCAUCCUGUGCAGAAAUGAGAGAAGAUAAUGCUAGAGUCUAUGAAAAUGUGGGUCUGAUGCAGCAGCAGAAAAGUUUCAGAUGAGAAGACGCACCAAGACUUCAAGCACAGAAAUGGAUAUGGACUUUCACCCUCUCCCUGAAAAGAUUAAGAACAGAUGCAAGAAAGUUUACAUGAAGAAUGAAUUUGAAUUUGGAAGGCUUGCAUUGUGGUUGACUACCUUUUGAUAAGCAAAAUUUGAAACCAUUUAAAGACCACUGUAUUCUAACUCAACAAUAUGUGAUUUCUAAUCUCAUGUCCUCAAAUAAGAAGAAAUCUCUACAAUGUAGACAGUGUUAUAUUUUAUGGAAUUUUAUUUUAGACUGAGGAAGCAGUUAAAAUGUGUUCUCUAUUUUACAGAUGAUGUUGACUCAAAUUCUAGUUAUUGGCAUUUUUUUUCUUUUGAUAACCUCAACAAAUUUAAUUUUUUCCUCCUCUUUGUGGGGAAUGAUAGGGCACUUUUAAGAGGAAAAAUGAUUUGGGAUAAUUAAGUAACAACGUCCUAUGAAAGUGAAAACAAUUUCAUGUAUCAUCACUUAUCCAGUAGUGGAUAGUUUAUUUUGACGGCCUCUUAUUUUGGCUAAAUAAUAAUUAAGUCAGUGCCCCAGACUGUCUACCUUUGUAUUACCAUUAAAAAAUCAUGGGGGAAAAAAAUCAUGGGAACUUAGGAUAAAAGGCACGCUUUCUUCUUAGCAGUUGACCAGUCAGCUUGUUGACUGAGAAGUUUGUGGUGGACAAACGUUUGCCAUCUUUUCUUUUCAUUUGAGUAACUGUCUUGUAUUUAGAAAAAACAAAGGCAUCGAUGAAUAACCAGUGUUUUGGUUAUCAUUUAUUGCUGACAACCCAAAACUUAGUGGCUUAAAACAACAACUUGCUUUUCCCCACUGUUUUUCAGUCUGGGCUGGGCCCCGCUGAACUGUUCCUCUCUUUGUCUUGCUGGUUAUCUCUCGUGGUCAGCGAGAUGGCUGGACCUCUCCAUCUGCAGGUGGUCCUCAGGUAUCCCCUUCUCCAUGUGGCCUCGCCAGCAGGGUAGCUGGACCAUAUUCAUGGCAGCUCAGAGGUCCCAAGAGUAUAAAGCAGUAGUGACCGGGCCUUCUUAAGACUUAAACCCGGAACUGUCACAGCAUUGCUUCUACUAAUGAUUAAAACCAGUCCCAGGCCCAGCCCAGACUCUAGGAAGAGGGCAUGAGAGUGUGAAGUGGAGGUGAGGUUCAUUGGAGACCCCCAGCCAUUGAGACUGUCGGAACCAGUGUCAUGGAAAAAGAGCUGAAAACAAAAAAAGUUAGCAAAAGUAGAAGCUGCUAGUGACCCUGGGAAGCUGAAGCUGGUUGUGACAGCUGGUGUAAGCUGGAAGUCGGACAGAAGCAGAGGGCCUUCAGUGAGCUUCCUGAACCAGUUCUGCUGGCUCUGAGCGUAUUUUCUGAGCCAUCACUUGGGGAAACUGGUCUCAUCAGGAUGGUUGUGUUUGGGAGGGCAGAGCAUUUGAAAGCAGAACCACCCCAUGGCCACGGCCCCUGCAGAGGGAGGUGAAUGGGGCACUUUCUUCACGCCCCUGGUUUUGGUCGGGCCCCGCACGCAGGCUCGCAGCCGGGCUGCAGUGAGGAGGGGCAGUUCUAAUGAGGCCGCUAAUCAGCCAGAAUUAGCAGUAGCUCAUUUUUGUUUUAACCGAGCAGUAAGAUUUGCUAAUGUUCUACCUGAAGUGCCUUCUCCAAAGCCAUCCCUCUUUGCCCGGUGUGUUGAAUCAUCAUUCAGUGACUGCAUUUCAAUUAAAGUAUCAUUGGUGGCCUUUGAAAGAUAAUAAAAUGCCACGGCAGCUCUGCCAUUAAGUCAUGGUCUCCUAAAUCGGAUUCUUCUUGCUUUGUCUCCUGAAAUGGAAGGGCGAGAUCCAGCCCUGUUAGUAGUUCCUUUCUGGUGUCUUUACCUCCCUUGAAACUCUGAGGUCGUCUGGGGAGACUGGCUGCCAUUUUCAGAUAAAACGUACAUUGAUUUUCUGCCCACCCACCUCCCGCACCCAUCUAUGGAACUUAGAAUUGCUUCAGAACACACGUGUGGCCUGACGGUAAUUACCUUAUAAGAAGGAUGUAAAUGACUACUGUCUUAUUGUCAAGCCUGUAAAGAAAGAGAUUCCAGGUCAGUAUUUGCAACAAGGAUCUUGAAUCCUGUUACUCUUAUUGCAUUGCCACAGUGAAUGGUUCUCAUUUUGCCUCGAUUUUGUGAUAACGUUUGACUUCGGGGGCAGGGUCUCUCACCAGCAUACAAGGGUUUGCUUGUACAAUAUAUCUGCUGCAUUAACGUCUCUGCCUGUAGCUUAAGAUCAGUUGUGUUUGCACUUGGAACGGAAACACCUGAUCUAGACCAGCUUCGUUUGUAAUAGGACAUUGAUUUCAUUUGGAUUUCCCUCCACGAAGUCAACAAACCAUCCUGUGAUAUAAACUGAUGCCAAGACACGGUUGUAAUAGUCCCUAGGUUGCUGAGGUUUGUCGUGUGUUUGGUAAAGGUGAUAGCAGGUUCUCAGAUGAGAUUAUGCGGGAUGGAUUCAGGUGUGGGGAGUGGCUGUGAGGAUUGGGGCGGAGGUGCAGCUUGAGUGCGGGUGUGAAAAAAAAUAGUGGAAAUGAAAGUUCCAAAGAGGUGGUUUCUGAGGAAGUCAGAGGGCCUGGGGCCACAACAGUCAGUAACGGUUGAAUCAGGUUACCUGGAAAACAGGUGUGAUAGAUGCAUGUCUGCCACCUGCUUCUGGGUUGCUGGUGGACAUUAAAUUUGCACAAUAUCCCAUAGCUGGCUAAGUAUUUAAAAAUGAUAAACAUAAGAUUUUCUAUUUGGGGUGAAGAAAUUAUCUGGCACAUGGUAUUGGGUUGUUUUUUUUUUUAAAGCCAAAUUUCAAAGUCUUAAUAGCUUUUUUUUUUUUUAAACAACAACAACAACCAAAAAGACACCUUAUAGCCAGAGUGUGGCCCUCCUGCAGAUUCUGGUCAUCUCUCUCAUCAAAAUCAAUAACUUUCCAAAUGUGGCUAAAUGGGGCUGCGAAAACACAUGCACGACUUUCUUGGUGUUUGUGCGUCCUUUACGGAGCCCAGUUGCUUUAGAACAGGCAAGAAAAAUCAUCUGGAUUAUUUUUAGGGGUUAUUAAGGGGUUGUUAAGGGUUUACUGGGAUUUUUAAGAACUAAUAUAAUAUCCUGGGUUAUUUCUAGUUCAGAGGAAUGUGGAAAAGGUAUGCAAUUGUGAACUGUUUUGUUGUAGCUUAUUAAUCCAUAAGGGACACUUAGACUGUAGACAUAAGUACAAACCCAGUGCGGUUUUUUGUUUUGUGUGUUGUUGGGGGAAUGAAGUUUUGUAUAGCAAGCACAUGGCCUCCCCGAUUUCAAUAUGCCUUUCUUAGGAUCUGUGUUAGCCCUUAAUUUCGUUGAAAUCUUUUCCCCUCUUCCUCUUGAAAAAUAAGUUCCAAAAUAUAGUUUAUUGUAUCUUCCAUCUUUAAAAAAAGUUUGUUCCUUUUUUGCUAUGGGCGGUUCACACAAGGCAGCAAUAUUAAACAGUUGGUUUUAGCGUGUUGUAUAACUUUGCUGUAUAUCAAACUAAUUUUUACAAGUUUUCAUCCUAAACCUCAAAUCAUGUAAUUAAUAAUUUGCCUGUUUAUUUAUGACCUAAUUGUGAUUCUUUUAUUAAUAAAAGCUAAUGGGAAAGGAUCCUUUCUUAAGCUGAUGACUAGGCCUACAGUUAAUUUUCCUGCAGUAUAUGAAGUAUUGUACCAGAGUAUUAAAAGAUAUGUAAUAUUUUAUUGAUAAAUCUAUCCUUUAAAAGGAAUACGUUUUAGGAUGUCAUCAUUUUGAUGUGAAUCAUGUAAAUGUUGAUAAUAUGCACUGUUUAUUAUACAUUUAGUGUUUCAAGAGAUUCACUUAAUUGCCUUUUUUGCCCACGUAUAUUAUGUAGUCUGUUUGCAGUUGUUUUAAAAAAAAAAAGUGACAUUAAAAGAAUAGUUUAUGUAGAGAAACAUUAGUGGAUGUUAAUUGUCUCCCCACCUGUAUUUAUGGGUGUUAGUUCAACUGCUUUGCUACUUGCAAAGCUGUAUUAUCAGAGUAAAAGUGUAUUUGUAAACUGUAUGGGAACUAAAACUUAGGAAUAAAACCAUUUUCUUAUAUUACAGUAUUUGUCAUUUACUUCAUCAGAAAUGUCCAGGAAAAACUGGGAUUAGGGGUCCCUGAACCUCUGACACUAGAGAAAUGCUGGCAUUCGGCAGCUCUUAGCUAGAUGGGAACUUGGAAUAUGGAAUAAAUGAAUCAGUUCUUCAGGCAUUUAUUGAAUGCCUACGUUAUGAAUACCUUUGGGAGACGGAAAGGAAAUUUUAUUUGGAAGAACUUUGAGUAAGUAGCAAAUAAGAAGUGUGUCUGUGUAACAUACAGGAAAUGAUUAGAAAACAGAACUGAAUGUAAAUAGUAUUGGAUGGGGAUAUGAAGUAAAGCUAUGAUAAAGGAGGCUUGUAGGAGUAAAUUAUGUGCUGUAGGACACCAGCUGUUCCCUUCACGUAGAUUUAGGCCUCAGUCCUCAUACAAAUCAGGGCCAUUUGCUUCUCCUGGAAGCACUGCACCGACACUGGCAGAAAGAAAUCAUUUUUAUAAACAACAAAACUCAUUCUCUCUGAUAAAUCUAAGGAGUGCUUUGUAUUACUUAUUUAUGGUGUAAAAAACUAUUGCCCUCCUCUUGGUCUCAACUGAUUUCUUAAUGCAUGUAAAUUAGAUGCAGCUGGUUUUAGCUGGCUGGCCCGGUCAUUUAUCCAUUCAAGAAAUACGGAGCACCUUCGAAACGCCACGUCCUGCAUCUGUGCUGGUCACGGGGGCUAGGCAGUGACUGACACAGACAUGGGGGUGAUGUUCUAACGGGAACUAGGUCUUGAACACGUCAGAAGGCAGUUAAUUAUACUUGGGAUAAGCGCUACUAAAGAUACAGGGUGCUAAGCAAAGCGGGAAUAGCAGGAAUUAGACAACCAAUUCCAAUGAACCAAUUUGUUUUUAUUUUUUAAAAAGUUCCCCCCUUAGGCUUAAAGCUCUUCCGAAUUUAAAAAUCGGGUGUAUUUUUUUGAAUAGGUAACACACUCACCUAGAACAGGGAAGUCUCUCCUCCACGCCUACUCGCAUGAAGUGUUUCCCACUAACCCCGAGGACCAAGAGCAACUUUGAACAUAGGUCUCGCUGUAAAGGUGCUGGUUCCAAGGGUUUAGACUUGUUACUUGGACGUGUGAUACUAAAUUGUCCCCCCUUGAGGCUGAACCUGGUUACAGCCCUCCCAGCCUCUUUCCUCACACCUUUGUCAAACUACCUUCCAUCAAACUUGGACCCUUGUCGGUCUGAUAGGCGAACAGUGACAGUUCAGUAUAACUAUAUUUGCAUCUCUCUUAAAAAAGGAGGCUGAACAUCUUUUCAGAUGCCUUGUAUCUGCCUUUCUGUGAACUCUUUAUGUCAUUUGACUGUUUUUCCCCUAGCGCAUUCUGGAUCUGUCUUUUUUCGAGUUUAGGAAUAGAGAUACUUAAUUCUCGAUGACUGGCUAACCUGACUGGAAUUAUGAGUCAUCAGGAUCAAUGUCUAGAAAACGCUCCUGAGGUGCUCGCGGGGUGCGCCUGUCUGCGCGCGGUGGCUGUGGCCGCGCUGUGACGGGCGUUCUCGGUGGGGGUGCGCGCAGCAGCCGGGGAGCGCGUUCUCGGCGUCGCUCUGUGCCAGCCCUGACUGUGAAACCAGUCUUAAUUAUCCAGGCCAGUGAGUUCAGAAUGCCUUCAGAUUUUCUUUCAGAUUCAAAAACUCUAAAGAAUCUGCAUGCACGCAUCUGUUCAGCCACUUUUUAAUGAGUCCAGUGAGCCACUGCUAUGAGGAACACAAAACAAGUAUCUGUCUUAAUCCCUGUCUUAAAGGACUUUGUGGCCAAUUUAGGCAAAGGAGACACUUAGGCGGAAUACAAGAUGGAAAAUGAAACAGCUCUGGAUGACGCCUGGAUCAUGACUAAAAAGUAGAAGGAAAUGAUGUUAAUACGCUUCAUUUACUAAGUGACAGUUACAUGCCAAAUACCAGGAGAGGCGGUAAACAGGCGAUUUUGAAACCUGUGAGGCAGGUACCCUCCUGUCUUUUGCUAACCGCCAUACACCCCAUGCCGAGUGUGGUGCCCCAGGAACUUAGCAGUUGUAGGACGAAUGGCUGAUCUCCAUUUUACCGAUGAGUAAACUGAGAUUCAGGCACACGAACUGACUUAGGAGAGGCCCCACUCACCUAGUACGUGGGGAGCUAGGAUUUGAGGCCAGCUGAGGCUGUCUGCCGCCUCCUUUUCACCACACUGACCCCUGAGGAGUCCCAGGGAGAGUGACGGCUUCUCACUUGCUGUGGGUGAGAGGAUGGGGAGAGAUGGGGGACGUGGAGGGGUGGGCAGGCAGGCAGAGCCACAGGGCAGAAGAGCACAUGCUUUAGGGGGUGAUCACCUUAGCUGGAGCCCGUACCUGAAGGCAGGAGUGGGAGAUGUGACUGAAAAGGCACGCAGGGCUGUGAUCAAGGAGGGUGGCCUUAUUUUUGUUUUGGACAGAAGACAGACAACUAUUUUUUUUUAAACAGCUUUAUUGAGAUAUAAUUCACCUUCCAGUCCAUACAAUUUACCACUGUAAACUAUACCGUUCGGUAGUUUUUAGGCUAUCACAGGUACGUACAACCAGAUCCACAGUCAGCUUUAGAACUUUUCCAUCACCCCCAAAAGAAACCCUGUUCCCUUCAGCCAUUACUUCCCAGCCCCUCCCCAGCCCUCCUAUUCCUAAGCAAAAACAAAAAACCUUUUUAAUAAACUUUUUGUAUUUAAAUCAUAAGAUUUCAGGGAGCCCUUGCCCCAUCUGUCUUAGGUCAAAGUCUGGAGAGAAGUGGGGCCUAUGAUGAGGACUCCUGGGUAAGUGAUCUGCAGAAGGAAGGUCCUCUGGAGAAGGGGAGUGGUGAGGGGGGCAGGAGAGAGCAGGAGAGAAGCAGCUUUGGUCUCAAGUGGAGGCAGAACCGCCCUGACCCCCUGGGGCCAGCUGUGAGCCAUCACCCCCAGUGCCAGGAGAAGGCUGCACCAGCCACUUGAAAAUCUGGGCGGACGCUCUCGGUGUCUCCUCCACUAGCACAGGACAUGGCAUGGCCACCACCCUGUGAGGCCAGAAACCCAGGGAUCUUCCUUGACCCCUCCCCAGCAGCCAGUUCCGUCUACUCUCCUAAAGCACAGAUCCCGACCUAGUAGGUCGCGUCUCCCUAGCUCUGCUACUGCCACCCUAGUCCAGCCACUGCUGUUUUCUGAAGGUCAGGGAGACAGGGCAGCAGUGUUCCCGGAAACAGGUAAGAUCUGAAGUGGCCUCCAUUUCUGCUCAUGCUCCGCUACUGCCUUUCUCCACACACAGCUAUCUCAUAAACACACAUGCUGGAUUCCCCUGCCCUCGGGUGGCUUCCCAUCACACCCAGAAUAAAGUCCAAAUGCCUUACCGGGAUUUCGGAGUGGACAGAACUUCACUGUGUGGGACUCUUUGGCAUAUCUGAGGAUAUUUUGCAUCCCUGGCCCCCAUCCAGUAAAUGUCAGUGGUCCCAUAGUCACUAUGACAACAAGCUCGCCCCAAGCAUUACCAGGUUUCCCUGGAGGGAGUUAGCAUUCCCUUGGUUGAGAUGCUCUGGCCUCUGUCCAUGUCUCUAUGCUGACCAAGCAGUGAUACAUUCACAUCAUAUAUCAAACACUUUUCCAGACUCUGUCGUCUUCCUUUCUCACCUCCCUUCAUCCACACUGGCUCCUUUCUAGUCCUCAAAUGUCCCAAGCCGAUUCCUGCUGCAGGAUAUUUGCACAUGCUGAUCCUCUUUCCUGAAAUGCUCUCGCUCUAGAUCCUCACAUGGCUGACUUGUUGUCAUUUAUGUUUCAGUUCAAAUUUCAUCUUCUUAAAGAUACCCUUCUGGACCACUCUAAGCAAAGUGGACACCACCCGAGUCACUCUCUAUCAUGUCACUCUGUCUUGUGUCCUUCCCAGCACACUUCACUACCUGAAAUUAUUCUGCUCUUUAUUUUUUGGUCAAUUGUCUGUCUUCUCCACUGAAAUAUCAGCUCCGAGAGGACAGAGACUUCUUUGCUGUAUCCCUAGUGCCUAGAACAGCACCUGGCAUAGGGCUUGCAUUGGCUCUGUGGAUUGCUUUGGGUAGUGUGGCCAUUUUGAUAGUGUUGAUUCUUCCAAUCCAAGAGCACAAGAAAUCAUUCCAUCUCUUUGUGUCAUUUCGGCUUUCGGAGUAUAGGUAACCUCCUUGGUUAAGUUCAUUUCUAGGUAUUUUGUUGUUUUUGAUGUAAUGGAAAUGUUUAUGCUGGUUAUAAAAUUCUGGUUUUUGAAGUGAAAAAAAAAGUGAAUGAAGGGUCACAAAUGGCAAAGUAUCCUUCUUUCUUAUGGGUGAGUUGUAUUUCAUUACACAUAUAUAUGCUGCAUCUUCAUUAUCUAUUCAGCUAUUGGUGUGCACUUAGGAUGCUUCCGUAUCUUGGCAAUUAUAAAUAAUGUUGCUGUUAAUCGCAGGGUGUAUGUAUUUUUUUGAAUUAAUUCUCAUUUUGUGGUUGGCUUUAUUCCUUUGAUAACUGUGUAAGUUUAAAAAGCUAAAGGUCUAAACGUUCUUAGAAACAAUGAACAGUACGUAUAUGUAAAUUAAAAAAUACAUGUGCAGAAAAAAAAAAAAAAAAAAGAAA
Molecule: messenger RNA, 10639 nt
Organism: Camelus dromedarius (Arabian camel)
Lineage: Eukaryota; Metazoa; Chordata; Mammalia; Artiodactyla; Camelidae
Gene: PTPN11
Product: protein tyrosine phosphatase non-receptor type 11
Exons: 16
Coding region: 208-1989 (593 amino acids)
Biological process (GO): protein dephosphorylation; positive regulation of ERK1 and ERK2 cascade
Cellular component (GO): cytoplasm
Molecular function (GO): non-membrane spanning protein tyrosine phosphatase activity; cell adhesion molecule binding; receptor tyrosine kinase binding
Source: RefSeq, a predicted model, not a curated record